This is a messenger RNA of Macadamia integrifolia, 3087 nucleotides long. Its product is annotated as tryptophan--tRNA ligase, chloroplastic/mitochondrial-like. Bases 1055 to 2548 code for a protein of 497 amino acids. The record is from RefSeq and is a predicted model, not a curated record. The transcript has 17 exons. NCBI's taxonomy places the organism in Eukaryota, Viridiplantae, Streptophyta, Magnoliopsida, Proteales, Proteaceae. Gene Ontology annotation, molecular function: tryptophan-tRNA ligase activity; ATP binding. Gene Ontology annotation, biological process: tryptophanyl-tRNA aminoacylation. Gene Ontology annotation, cellular component: mitochondrion; chloroplast.
GCUACUUGAAAAAAUGGGGACGAAUUCAUCACUAUCGUCUCCCAGGUGGAUACGUUGAUACUUCUCGAUGCUACUGUAGUGUUUCUGUCUCCCAAUCCGACAUUUCGGAGAAAGCUUCGACCUCUGUGAAGGGAAAAAAGAAUUAGCUUGGGACUAUACUUCAUUGAUUCUCUGCAAUGAGUACAAUAAGAUGAGUUGUUGAUCCAACCUUUACUUAAGGACGACAGUGCAACUCCUGCUUUGCAAGAAAAGGGUUGUAUCUGGAGUCCAGCCUACGGGAUCUCUACACCUUGGCAAUUAUCUUGGUGCCAUUAAAAAUUGGAUUUUACUUCAGAAUAUAUAUGAGACAUUCUUCUUCAUCGUGGACUUACAUGCAGAUUUGGUGACGAAGAAGAUUAUUGACAGUGACGUGAGGAGAGUGGUCUCUACUGCCUUAAGCCACAACUAUCUUGUUUGACUGCACCUCAGUCCUAUGCAUGUGGCCGUAGUGAUGCUAGUUCCAUAAACUCUGUGAUGCUUUGGCAUCAGUGUUUGGGACAUCCAUCUUUUGUUGUUAUGAGGAAACAAUUACCUCAUUUGUUUAUAUCUUUUUCUUCUUCUCAUGUAUUUCAUUGUGUACCAUGUACUUUUGCUAAACAUUGUCGUUCAUCUUAUCCCUAUCAUGGUAGUAGAUCUGUUAUUCCUUUUCAUAUUAUGCAUACUAAUGUUUAGGGACCUUGUCCCAGUACCUCCCUGUUUGGCCAUUAUUAUAUUGUUUCUUUUGUUGAUGAUUUUUCUCGUUGUACUUAGACCAUUCUUAUGAAGCAUAAGAGUAAUGUUUAUGAUGCCUUCAAAAACUUCUAUAAAAUGAUCCAUGCCCAAUUUGAAACCAGGAUCAAAAUAGUCCGAUCUGAUAAGGGGGGGGGGAGUACAUGUAUAGUGUUCUACAAGACUUUUUACUGACAAUGGUGUUAUCCAUCAGCUUAGUUGUGUUGAUACACCCCAACAGAAUGGGCUAGCUGAGAGGAAAAAUCACCAUUUGUUAAAGUUGGUAGAAGCCUUCUAUUUGGUAUGCAUGUUCCUAAAACUUUUUUUGUCUGAAGUGGUUCUUCCUACUGCUUUUCUCAUUAGUCGCAUGCCUACCAAAAUUUUUGGAUCUCAAAACCCAGUUGCACUAUUGUCUCCUCAAUCUUCUGCUUUUUCUCUGCCCCCAGGGUGUUUGGUUGUGUUUGUUAUGUGCACGUCAAUAAAUCCUCUCACACCAAACUUGAUCCCAAGGUUCUCAAAUGCCUCUUCCUUUGGCAUUCUUCCAUUACCAAAGGCUACAAGUGUUACCAUCUUUCAUCUCGUUCCAGAUUUGUUUCCAAAGAUGUCACCUUCCUUGAGUCUGUGCCUUUCUUUGCUUCUCAUCAGCAUCCUAUUCAGGGGGAGAAUGAAAGUAAAAGUGAAAAAGUUACUGAUGCCAUUCCAUUUCUUAGUCAUUUGCCUCUUACUCCUUUUUCUUUUGAUAUUGGGAAAAAUAAAGAGGUGGAUGAUGUUGACACUGUGGAUAUUGUUGAUACUCUUGAACCUUGUACAGAGAAGGCACUUGAUAUUGUAUACACAUGAAGGACAAAGAAGACCUUCCAAGAGUCCUCUUUGGAUCCAUAUCCUGAGUUUCAUCACCCCAAAUCAGAUAACCUUAGAAUAUGAUGUAAAGCAGCUAGCUACAGCAACAAAAAGUACAGCAGCCAUUUACAUGGCUUGUGGUGUUGACACCACCAAGGCUUCUGUCUUUGUGCAGUCUCAUGUCCGUGCUCAUGUGGAGCUGAUGUGGCUACUGAGUUCUGUCACUCCAAUUGGUCGGGUGAACAGAAUGAUUCAAUUCAAAGAGAAAUCACGCAAGGCGGGAGACGAACAAGUUGGGGUUGCACUUCUAACUUAUCCUGUUUUAAUGGCUUCUGAUAUUCUCUUAUAUCAGUCUGAUUUGGUUCCAGUUGGUGAGGAUCAGAAACAACAUCUGGAGCUAACCCGUGAGCUGGCUGAGCGAGUUAACUAUAUGUAUGGAAGGAAGUGGAAGAAAAUGGGAGGACGAAGUUCUGCAAUUUUUAAGGUUCCUGAAUCUCUUAUCCCACCAGCAGGUGCACGGGUGAUGUCACUCACUGAUGGUCUUUCUAAGAUGUCCAAGUCUGAUCCUUCUGAUCAGUCCCGAAUCAACCUUCUUGACCCAAAAGAUGUGAUAGCAAACAAGAUUAAACGUUGCAAAACUGAUUCAUUUCCUGGCUUGGAAUUUGGAAAUCCUGAAAGACCUGAAUGCAACAACCUUCUUUCUAUUUACCAACUCAUUUCUGGAAGGACAAAAGAGGAAGUUGCUCAAGAAUGCCAAGAUAUGAAUUGGGGCGCAUUCAAAACACUCCUAAUAGAUGCUUUGAUUGAUCAUCUACAUCCCAUACAGGUUCGCUACGAGGAAAUCAUGUCUGAUUCUGCUUAUCUGGAUAGAGUUUUGGCAGAGGGAGCCACAAAAGCCGCCGUUGUUGCAGAUGCUACUCUCAAUAAUGUCUACCAAGCAAUGGGAUUCUUACGAAGAUGAACAGAAUCGAUGCUGUGGGAAGAAUUUUUGUGAAAGAUCAGUUAGAAAGUAAACUUAAAGGUAGCUUCUGGAUGAUCCUAUGGAUACCCACAAGGCUACAAGUUUCGCCCCAAAACACAUUAUUGGUAAGAGAAAGAUCAUUUUCAAGGUCCCAAUGGGAGCUAAUUCUUUGAUGAAGCAAUCUCCACCACUUCUUAUGGACAGUUGCGUUAUAUCCUCAUAUUCUUCUCUAUUCAUUGAUUCUGGUAGCUUUUUCUCCCAACGGUAGUUGAUGUAAGCUCAUUUUGCAAAUUCCUAUUUCAAAAAUCAGCUUUGCUCAUGAUUGCUGGUAAAGUUGAAUUAUUCUCUCGGCUUGCCAAUAUCAGAGGAAUAGCCUUUCGAUAUGUUUGAUGCUUAUGCAAUAUUGCAACACACUGAAGAAUGCACUGAAGUGCUUGAUUCAAUGUACAGGUUAUGACCUCUAGUCCUCAACAAGUGAAAUGUUAGUUGAGUUAAUUAGAAGUACUAAUCUAAUAUGAGAAGUUUUUCUGGUCUUCUGA